AUGGAGAUCAUCGAGAGGGAACCUAGCCAGAUACAAUUACCGAAACCGACAAAUUCAGUAGAGGUGGCCCGCUUCGUUACCGAAUCGCAUUCUACAAUAUGUGUUCUAGUGGACCGGACUGAAGAAUAAUUCCGAUUGAACUUCCUUACUAGGUAAGUCGUUUAAUCUCAAAUUAUUUUUGCUUCUCUGGGGACUAGGCAAAGACACAAAUCUUUCUCUUAAAUAGGGCGGUUGACCUGUUUUUAUAACCCUAUAGAUAAAAAAUACAUGUGAUAUUUUCUGCGAUUCGUCAUGUUUAAUAUGUUGUAGUUAUUCAGAUAAGGAGUGAUAUGGUUUCGAUAUGGAAUUCCAAACGCAAAU
Acanthoscelides obtectus is the source of this 360-nucleotide messenger RNA. NCBI's taxonomy places the organism in Eukaryota, Metazoa, Arthropoda, Insecta, Coleoptera, Chrysomelidae. The record is from the annotation of a GenBank genome assembly.